UUCAGUUCGGUCCUGUUUUGGUUCAGUGUUGAAGCCCCAGCGUGGCGUUGCCUGUUACUUACUCAGACUCUGAGAAAUCUGACCAAAUCAAGUCCUGCUGCCGCUGCGCAUGGAUCUAGAUAUAUAUUGGGUGUUUUAUACCCUCAGGACCGUCUGCCAGGUGCACAGCCUUGACAAGUCGCAGUACCGUUACAAUAGUAAACAUGAAGCCUGAGAGGGAGGGCAUCGUUUUUCAGGCUCUUCUCUUGAUCCACAUCCCUGUGGCCUGCCUCUUCACUGCAGUGUCUGGUCAGUCUGACAGCAGCAGCAGUGUGGUGGUGGCAGGGUAUAAUGUGAGCGCCCCCGCUGGGUCGAGGGUGGUGCUGCAGUGUGUGAGCGGCCGCAUGGUGUGGACCAGGGACAGGUUGAGGGACAGGCAGAGGGUGGUCCACUGGGACAUGUACCGGGCACAUCCAGACUAUGCCAUGGAGAGGGUGCUGGACAUGUUCUCCGCAGGAGACCAGAGGAUCUACAACUCUUACAACCAGGGCAGGGUUGGCCUCACUCCAAGAGCCUUCAGGGAUGGAAACUUCUCUCUGGUCAUCAAAGACGUGACGAUGAAUGACAGAGGUCUGUACUCCUGUAACCUCCACCAUCUUUACUGCAACCUGUACGAGACAGUCAGAGUACAGCUCAACGUCACUAAGUCACGUCGUAAACAGCAGCGCUUCUGGGACGGACAUAAGGCGGUGUACGUGGUGCUGCUUGGUAGUACUGUGGCGCUGCCGUGCAUCAACCGGCGUAACGUGUGGACGGACUGGAGCAACGAGGAGGAGGACCAGCAGGUGGUCCACUGGGACCGUCAGACCCAAGGAGUCCACCACAACCGCGCUGACCGUCUGGUGGACCUAUACGCCUCUGGAGAGCAGCGAAGCUACGGAACGCUGUUCCUCCAGAGGAAGAUGAACAUCAGCAAUCAAGCCUUCUCAGACGGAGACUUUUCUCUUUCCAUAUCUGAUCUGCAGUACACAGACCAGGGGAUGUAUUCCUGCCACCUCCACCACCAUUACUGUGGUCUACAUGAGAGGAGAGAGUUUCAGGUCACAGUGGAAGCACCAGUGAUUCAGACCACACUGCCAGCCAAAACACUGCCCAGUGAAGACAAAGAUACCAGUAAGGCUGAAUCACCGCGAGUCAUCAAUGUUAUUCUGCCCGACCAGAGGCACCACUUCCUCAUGCCACUGGGCUACGUCCUCACCUCCUUCCUGCUCCUGGCAUUCAUUAUCCUCAUCAUCAUCCUCAUCACACGCAGACGGAGAACCAAAGAGUUUAACCCACAGUCAUCGAUGAGGUCCAGCAGAAGUCACAGCAGCUCGGAAGAGUUUGAGAUGGACGUUACUGAAGUGAGCGCGUGCAGUCGGGAGGAGAGAAGACUUGACUACAAGAACAACCUGCUGAAAGAGAAGGCCCACAUGAGCCCUCAGCCUAAAGUCAUUGAUCUUGACAAAGAGAUGCAGAAAUUUUCUAAGUGAGGAAAAGUGAAACUGGAGUCACUGGCUGGUCCAGAGGCUGCACAUACUCAACACCUCAACACAGGAGAGACAGCAAGAGAUAAAAAUUGUUGUACAAAUUCAGAAAACCAGUAAAUACAGCUCACACUGAGGCAUUGUGUUUUCAAAUUGUCCGUAUUAGUAACAAAGAAAAGCUGAUUUUGUAUUAAUUGUACAAAAAAAACUGGACUUGGACCACUGUGCACAGCACAAUAGCGCCACCCAGAGGGAAAUCUAAACCGAGCCUUGACUGUUGGAUGAAAGAGCAAGUGUGCAUACAUUGAAUUAAUUUGUGAUUGAGUGAAAAUGAAUUAUGGGUUAUUACAGCUUUGGUCAUUAUUCCUCAAGUUAAAAAAAAUAUUUUCAUUUCUUUCUUAUUCACCAAUCCAUCUUGGAUUAACUGACUGGAAUGAGGCACCACUGAGAGGCUACUACCAGUGUGUACUACUUCCUGUAGGCUUUGAUUAACUGUAUGCUAACUGACCAAUGAAGCAGUGUAUGUAAAAAUGUAUCAUUUUGAUGUGUUAAAAUUCAAUGUUUGACGCUGAUGUUUAGCUGAAGUUGGUUAUUCAUGAUUUGUUUGAGGAGAUAACGUUGUCUAUUUGUAUUCAAAUGAAUGUUUUUAUACCUGUGCUUUUCCUACCGGGACAUGUCAAAAGUAGGCCAAUAUCGACAUAGUGGUUGCCAAACUAUUUUUCAUUCCUUCAUUCAAACAGCCCUGGUUGUGGUGUCAAGUACACACUUAUGCACACACUUUGCUGCUGACAUCUGCGCUUUUUGAAUGUUUUGUGUCGAGUCUGCACCUACUGGUCGCACUGAUGAGUGUAUAAAUAAAUUAAAAUAGGUUUCAGCAUAGCUAUUCUUAAUUUAAAUGUAUUCAUCUUAACAGACAGUCACACCUAAUUACAUAUACGUACAUAGUUCAUUUAUUCAUUCCUUUGUGUCACAAACAAAGUCCCUGAAUUCAAGACAAAUGGCCUUUUAUACACUUUGUGAAGUUUGUUUUGUGUCCUUUUUCUACAAAAUAAAAUGGUACUGUAAUAUACUUUCAAUUUAAAAAUGGUAGAAAACCCUGGUCUGUCUAGCACUGUUGGACAACUGUAUCAAAGGAAGCAGCUCUCAAAUCAGUGCACAUCCUCACACACACACAUUUACAAACUCACCUGCAAUCUGAAGCCAGUACGAGAAAAAGAGUUCCAACAUUCACAGAGUUUCAAGGCAUAGUUAAUCCCCCUCUGUCUGACACAAACACACAUCCAGUCAAAUAGACAGAGGAAGAGGAAAUUCAUACAUUAAGUAAACAUAGGAUCAGAGGACAUUUUGGGCCACCCUGUGUGUUUACAAUUUGAAAACG
Molecule: messenger RNA, 2883 nt
Organism: Anarrhichthys ocellatus (wolf-eel)
Lineage: Eukaryota; Metazoa; Chordata; Actinopteri; Perciformes; Anarhichadidae
Product: matrix remodeling-associated protein 8-like
Exons: 12
Coding region: 204-1511 (435 amino acids)
Biological process (GO): cell differentiation; cell adhesion
Cellular component (GO): cell surface; membrane
Source: RefSeq, a predicted model, not a curated record